AUAAACCAAAUAUCAUAUGGCGUGUUUAUAUGUUUGACUUUAGGACUUGAUAAAGUUAAAGUGCUCUUUUCUAGGCCUUAUUCAUAUUUACUUGUUUGGCGCGUAACGUUAAGGACGAGGUGGCUGUUACAGGAGGGUUGGAAAAUACGUUCAAUUAUAUUCGAGUGCGGAAGUGCGAUACAUCGUGGUAGGUGGACAAUAUGUGAUGUUGUCGUAUCUUAUCAGUUGAUACUUAUUGAGGUUUUAUGAUCUAAUUGUAUUUUCAAGGCUUGGCAUCUAACUAGAACGCGUUUUAAAUGUUUUGGACGAUGAAUUACCUGCGCGGCAUAAGGCAAUAGUCGAUGUCUUUGACUGAUCCAAUAUGCUUCGUAAACCUAAUCAAACACACCGGUUAACGUUAGACAUAGCGCGAUGAACUGCCCUGAAGCCUCUGUAAGAUAUGUAGUAUUCAGGAAGACAUCGGACAAAAAACAGAUGGAUGUCAUUCAAUAUGUGUUUAUGAGGUUGAGGCAGAGAUUCCUAAGCUAACACCGGCGAGGCUAACAGUGAGUGUGGAUCACAGUACGCUAAACACUAUCGCUGUCAACCCUCAAACCUUCUCUCUUGCAGCAUAUGUCCAUGAACAUUUUGAUAUUCGCAUACUGUCUUGUAGUUUGAACUGCAAGCACAUUUCCGAGAAUGUUUCUAACACCGGUACAGCAGUGAUGCAUGCGCUGGGUUGCAUCGCUGAUAUUCUAUUGGUGGACAACUGAAGUCCAGGGAUUUUCUGAUUGGUCCGUGCUGCAUCAACAUUCGCGGCCCAUGCGUGUUGCGAGUGAACAUCUGCAGAUCGGUUUAUGAACAUCAUAUCAGCGCCAUGGUGUGCAUGACAAACUGUCCCACCCUCAUUGUGACUGUGGGCUUGCCAGCCAGAGGAAAGACAUACAUCUCUAAAAAACUCACACGCUACCUCAACUGGAUUGGUGUUUCAACAAAAGAAUUUAACGUGGGACAGUAUCGGAGGGAAUGUAUAAAAAUCUACAAGAACUUUGAGUUCUUUCGGCCAGAUAAUGAAGAAGGGCUGAAGAUAAGAAAGCAGUGUGCUUUGGCGGCACUCAAUGAUGUCAGGCAGUACCUCACUGUUGAGGGAGGUCAUGUUGCCGUGUUUGAUGCCACAAACACAACAAGAGAAAGGAGGAACACAAUCAUGAGAUUUGGCGAACAAAAUGGCUAUAAGGUUUUUUUUGUGGAGUCUGUGUGUGAAGACCCCACGAUUAUUGCUGAAAACAUUGUGCAGGUGAAGUUGGGUAGUCCAGAUUACAUUGACUGUAACACUGAAGAAGCCAUCCAAGACUUUAUGAAGAGGAUCAAAUGCUAUGAGAACAGUUACCAGCCGCUGGAUGAAAACCUAGACAGAGAAUUGUCAUAUAUUAAAAUAAUGGAGGUGGGCCAGCGAUAUUUGGUCAAUCGUGUGCUUGACCACAUUCAGAGCCGAAUCGUAUAUUAUCUGAUGAACAUUCACAUCACCCCACGCUCCAUCUACCUCACUCGCCACGGAGAGAGUGAUUUGAACGUCAAUGGUCGCAUCGGAGGAGACUCGGGCCUGUCGCCUCAUGGAAAAGAGUAUUCUGAGUGUCUGGGCAAGUUUAUUCAGGAUCAGAACAUAAAUGACCUCAAAGUUUGGACCAGUCAAAUGAAAAGAACCAUUCAAACCGCCGAGGCGUUGAGUGUCCCCUAUGAACAAUGGAAAGCACUUAAUGAGAUUGAUGCUGGCGUUUGUGAAGAGAUGAUGUAUAAAGAGAUCCAAGAGCAUUUUCCUUUGGAGUUUGCCUUGAGGGACCAGGAUAAAUAUCGCUACCGUUACCCUAAGGGAGAGUCUUAUGAGGAUCUGGUCCAGAGAUUGGAGCCUGUCAUUAUGGAGCUGGAGCGACAGGAGAACGUUUUGGUUAUUUGUCACCAAGCUGUUAUGCGCUGUCUGCUUGCUUACUUCCUGGACAAGAGUGCAGAGGAGCUGCCGUACCUGAAAUGUCCCCUACACACAGUCCUGAAGCUUACCCCUGUGGCCUAUGGCUGUAAAGUGGAGUCAAUCAGUCUUAACGUGGAGGCAGUAAACACUCACAGGGACAAACCUGAGAAUGUGGACAUCUCCCGUUUGGCAGAAGAGGCACUUCUCACUGUGCCUACUCACUACUGAUCUAUGAAAUCAGAUCCUGUACUUCAGCAACACACCCAGCAGUCUGUUCCAUCCACUCCUCUCAACAGUUUCUGUGUUUUCAGGAACAUUGGGCAGAAUAUGCAUAUUUGUAUGUUCUCUCUCUAUUGUCAGAUAGGUAACUGGAAUCCAGUUAUUAUUGUAUACUAACCCUAAUUUUGGGGUGUGUCGGUUUGUGUUUGCGAUUGAGGUUUGCAAAAAGCAGAUCUGAAAGAGAUACAAUUUCCUGAAUAGUUAUCUUUUUGUAUUUUCUUUUGUUUUAUGCUGAAAAUUUAUUUUUUCCGGUGGGGUUGAAUAAUUGUGGCCUUCCGCCAAUUGGUCAGUGUUAUAAACAUUGGCAAAAUGUUACAUCUCGUUCACACAGGGAGUUGUUUAUAGUUUGGCUGUCAUUAAACACUAAAUGUUACCUGUUGAAAAUCAUGUUACAGGUUUGAAAAAUAACAGCAGAAUUUUCAUUGUACUCUGCAAUAUCUAGAUAUUGCAAUAUCUGCAAUAUCUAAUUAUAUCUAUCCAAUAAAACUGUACAAUCAAUGUAAAGCAUGUGACUUAAUGGAGAAACGAUUUCAUUGCUAAUCAUUUGUUGGCUCUAAUCCCAAUUCAGACAGGUACUUAAUAAAAGAGGCUGUCAAUUCUGAAUGAUACAAAUAUUUGUAAAAUAUUUUGCCUCAGUAUUUGGCUUUUGCAGACAACAAACUAAUGUUUACAAGUCUUGUUUAAGCCUUGUUAAAAUAGCAGGCUUUAUUUGCACAUUAAUCAUUAUUAAACAUACUUUCCUAAAUCAUAUUUUUGAAAUUGACUUGUUUAAAUUUACUUCAUUUUUAGCAUGUUUACUUUUUCAAAUAUUGUAUACUAAUUUAAGAGUGAAUGUUUUCAUCUCUAUUUUUGUUACUGUUUAGGCAAUGGGAUUUUUGGGGAUUGUGAUUUGAACUGCACUUUUGAACAGAGUGGAAGGAGCUCUAUGAAUCAUUUCUAUACGUCUUCCCUGUGAAUAAUAGAGUUAUGCUAAUGUUUGAGGCUCAGCUCUCAGUUAGACGCACCAUGUAAAAAGUUUACCACCAAGUACCAUCAAUAAACCUUAUUCUAAAUGUAA
Molecule: messenger RNA, 3281 nt
Organism: Triplophysa dalaica
Lineage: Eukaryota; Metazoa; Chordata; Actinopteri; Cypriniformes; Nemacheilidae
Gene: pfkfb4b
Product: 6-phosphofructo-2-kinase/fructose-2,6-biphosphatase 4b
Exons: 14
Coding region: 857-2173 (438 amino acids)
Biological process (GO): fructose metabolic process; fructose 2,6-bisphosphate metabolic process
Cellular component (GO): cytosol
Molecular function (GO): 6-phosphofructo-2-kinase activity; fructose-2,6-bisphosphate 2-phosphatase activity; ATP binding
Source: RefSeq, a predicted model, not a curated record